AUAAAGGCGUUGGAGUGUCAUCUGGGGCCAGGUGCCCCACACUCUAGGAAUUUUCCACUUCCUGGGUCACACGUACACAAAAGUAUCUGUGUUUCCUCGUUUUAACAAAGUUCAGGCCUGUGCUGGGCAGGUGAGGCAGCAUGGAGAACUGGGCCAGGUCCUGUCAUCGAUAGUAGAUUCCUCCUCCCUUUCCCGUCCCCUGAGCCCCUCUUCCCAGCCUCUCCUGUCUGGGUUUGCACCAACCAGAGAGUAAAUGUGUGUUCCUUCCCCCUCUCUCCCAGCAGCGUCUGUCUCCACGAGAGUAUGAAGAGAGUGCGCCUAUAGGGCAGGGAAGAUGGCGGACAAGCGCAAACUCCAAGGUGAGAUUGACCGCUGCCUCAAGAAGGUGUCCGAGGGCGUCGAGCAGUUUGAAGACAUCUGGCAGAAGCUCCACAAUGCAGCCAACGCGAACCAGAAAGAAAAGUAUGAGGCUGACCUAAAGAAGGAGAUUAAGAAGCUUCAACGGCUGAGGGACCAGAUCAAGACAUGGGUAGCGUCCAACGAGAUCAAGGACAAGAGGCAGCUCAUAGACAACCGCAAGCUCAUUGAGACGAGGAGGGGAGGGGUCAAGGUCGUGGAGCGAGAGACCAAAACCAAAGCCUACAGCAAGGAGGGCCUGGGCCUGGCGCAGAAGGUGGACCCCGCCCAGAAGGAGAAGGAGGAGGUCGGCCAGUGGCUCACGAACACGAUCGACACCCUAAACAUGCAGGUGGACCAGUUUGAGAGCGAAGUGGAGUCGCUGUCGGUGCAGACGCGCAAGAAGAAGGGCGACAAGGAUAAGCAGGACCGGAUCGAGGGCCUGAAGCGGCACAUCGAGAAGCACCGCUACCACGUGCGCAUGCUGGAGACCAUCCUGCGCAUGCUGGACAACGACUCCAUCCUGGUGGACGCCAUCCGCAAGAUCAAGGACGAUGUGGAGUACUACGUCGACUCCUCUCAGGACCCCGACUUCGAGGAGAACGAGUUCCUCUACGACGACCUGGACCUCGAGGACAUUCCACAGGCGCUGGUCGCCACCUCCCCCCCCAGCCACAGUCACAUGGAGGACGAGAUCUUCAACCAGUCGAGCAGCACGCCCACCUCCACCACCUCCAGCUCGCCCAUCCCGCCCAGCCCGGCCAACUGCACCACGGAAAACUCUGAAGAUGACAAGAAGAGGGGACGCUCCACGGACAGUGAAGUCAGCCAGUCUCCACGGGUGCUGGGGACCAGGGGGUCCUGGGGAGCAGCGGGUGCUGGGGAGCGGGGUGCUGGGGGAGCUGCCGGUGGCUUCUUUCAUCCCCUCUUCCUUCCCCUAGGUUACAGCUCCGUCGUAGCGGACAGCCCGGCGGAGGUGGCUCUCAGCAGCAGUGGGGGCAGCAGUGCCAGCAGCCAGGCUCUGGGCCCCCCAUCUGGCCCCCACAACCCACCCUCCAGCACCUCGAAGGAAUCCAGUGCAGCUGCCCCAGCAGGCGCUGGGGGCGUAGCCCCAGGCUCAGGGAACAACGCUGGGGGACCCAGCCUCCUCGUGCCACUUCCUGUGAACCCUCCCAGCUCCCCGACACCCAGCUUCAGUGAUGCCAAGGCAGCUGGCGCCCUGCUCAACGGACCCCCGCAGUUCAGCGCUGCCCCGGAGAUCAAGGCCCCCGAGCCCCUGAGCUCCCUGAAGUCCAUGGCAGAAAGGGCAGCUCUCAGCUCCGCCAUCGAGGACCCCGUGCCAACGCUGCACCUGACUGAGCGAGACAUCAUCCUGAGCAGCACGGCAGCUCCCCCGGCCUCGGCCCAGCCGCCUCUGCAGCUCUCCGAGGUGAACAUCCCGCUGUCCCUGGGGGUGUGCCCCCUGGGCCCCGUGCCCCUCACCAAGGAGCAGCUCUACCAGCAGGCCAUGGAAGAGGCCGCCUGGCACCACAUGCCCCACCCCUCGGACUCUGAGCGGAUCAGACAGUACCUCCCCCGGAACCCCUGCCCUCGCCGCCGCCGCCGCUGUCCCCCCUCGGGCUGGAGGGGUGAGGGCACUAAGGCGCAGUACCUGGCAGCCAAGGCCCUGAAGAAGCAGUCGUGGCGGUUCCACACCAAGUACAUGAUGUGGUUCCAGAGGCACGAGGAGCCCAAGACCAUCACGGACGAGUUCGAGCAGGGCACCUACAUCUACUUCGACUACGAGAAGUGGGGCCAGCGCAAGAAGGAAGGCUUCACCUUCGAGUACCGCUACCUGGAGGACCGGGACCUCCAGUGACACCGGCCCGCCCCCACCCCACCCCAGCAUGCUGACUCCCUGCCCCGAGGGCUCUGCCCUGGAAGAUGGGGAGGCCCCAGGCCAUGGGGCAGCCCCCUCCCCCAGGAAGCAAGGAGGGGCCGGGAGGUUUUCUCUUCCUCUCAGCCCCAGCCUGGGGGCCUGGGGGCGAGGGCUGCCCCCUCCUCCCCUCUCGAGUUGAGGGACAUUUUUUGGUAAACCUAUUUUCAUUUUGGAAAAUAUUUAUGAAUAAAUAGUUUUAUAUGA
Messenger RNA from Myotis davidii, 2518 nucleotides. It is a transcript of the gene CNOT3, whose product is annotated as CCR4-NOT transcription complex subunit 3. The transcript is spliced from 17 exons. The record is from RefSeq and is a predicted model, not a curated record. Gene Ontology annotation, cellular component: P-body; CCR4-NOT core complex; nucleus. Gene Ontology annotation, biological process: regulation of stem cell population maintenance; regulation of DNA-templated transcription; nuclear-transcribed mRNA poly(A) tail shortening. Bases 335 to 2254 code for a protein of 639 amino acids. Lineage: Eukaryota; Metazoa; Chordata; Mammalia; Chiroptera; Vespertilionidae.